Messenger RNA from Macaca mulatta (Rhesus monkey), 1161 nucleotides. RefSeq names its product outer mitochondrial membrane lipid metabolism regulator OPA3 (gene OPA3). Lineage: Eukaryota; Metazoa; Chordata; Mammalia; Primates; Cercopithecidae. The record is from RefSeq and is a predicted model, not a curated record. Gene Ontology annotation, cellular component: mitochondrion. Gene Ontology annotation, biological process: regulation of lipid metabolic process.
GACUCCAUCUCUAAAACAACAACAACAAAAGAGUUCAUCUUUUAUACAUUUUCAUGAAUAAUUACUAAACCUUUGAAGUAAAAGAAGAUGUUGCAAAUGAGUCUGCAAAAGCACCAGACAAGGGUUCCCUCUGUGGUUUCAUGUGCCUUGGAUGAAUAUUAAUUGUUGCAGGAGUGAGUCAGGGUGCAGCAUCAGUUCUGCACUGGUUUUAAAGACUCAAGUGCUGAGAAUCUUCCUUCAUAAAGAAGCAGCUAGGCAAGGAAGGAGUUUUUGUUCCAGCAACACCACUCACCUCUUGAGCUCCCACCAAGUGUACCACUGGGUGGAGAUGCGGACCAAGAUGCGCAUCAUGGGCUUCCGAGGCACGGUCAUCAAGCCGCUGAACGAGGAGGCGGCAGCCGAGCUGGGCGCGGAGCUGCUGGGCGAAGCCACCAUCUUCAUCGUGGGCGGCGGCUGCCUGGUGCUGGAGUACUGGCGCCACCAGGCGCAGCAGCGCCACAAGGAGGAAGAGCAGCGCGCCGCCUGGAACGCGCUGCGGGACGAGGUGGGCCACCUGGCGCUGGCGCUGGAAGCGCUGCAGGCGCAGGUGCAGGCGGCGCCGCCACAGGGCGCCCUAGAGGAACUGCGCACAGAGCUGCAAGAGGUGCGCGCCCAGCUCUGCAACCCCGGCCGGUCCGCGUCCCAGGCAGUGUCUGCGUCCAAGAAAUAGGAGCUUGCUGGACCCUGAAUUUGGACAUGGCCUGUGUACCUAACGUGGCCUUCUUCCCACGCCACCCCUGCCUGUGCUGGCCCAGUGGAAACCACCAGGAUCUUGGUGCAACUUGGCAUUUGGUUACCCCUGCUGAUAAGAGCAGCAGUUACCUGCCACUGGGACCAGCAGGUGAAGUGUUGCAACAUAGCCCUCUCCAUCAUCCUUCACCCCCUAGCCCCGACUCCAAACCAGGACGACCUGCAAAGUCCCAGCCAGCAGGACACCGCGGGCACUCUGGCAAAUGAAAAAAACGGAACCUGGUCUUGAGCUGAAUCAAUGUGUUAUUGUUACCGCUCCCCCCCACCCCACCCCGGUUUACCUGAUCAGUGUUAACCUUUACCGGGACACUCAUCUGUUACACUGGAACACCCUCUUCUCUUUGUCAAUGGGUACAGACCUCUGUAAGGAAA